Messenger RNA from Saccostrea cuccullata (small rock oyster), 1125 nucleotides. Its product is annotated as trypsin-2-like. Lineage: Eukaryota; Metazoa; Mollusca; Bivalvia; Ostreida; Ostreidae. The record is from RefSeq and is a predicted model, not a curated record. The coding region runs from base 40 to 960 and encodes 306 amino acids. The transcript is spliced from 7 exons. Gene Ontology annotation, molecular function: serine-type endopeptidase activity. Gene Ontology annotation, biological process: proteolysis.
AUAAAUGCAUUUUGUGAUUGAAGUUAAUAGGUUAAUAGGAUGAAGGUUUUCGUUUUUCUUUUCGUUUUUAAUCUAGGAGUCAUUACCGUGAAAGGCGAUAACCAUAUCUUGUCACGAGUGCGUCGUAUCAUCGGAGGGAAAUCACUAGAGGAUGGAGAAGCCCCGUACCUCGUCUUUGUUGCUGGGGGCCAGAGAGUUGCCCGGGGUAGGCGCAGCAUUUUUUAUUCUCUGAGGAGGAGAGAAGACCCUAACUCUCCGGAGCAGUGGUGCACGGGGAGUCUGAUCAACAGGCGAUGGGUACUGACCACAGCACACUGCUUCGAUGGAGAAAAUGAACUGGGUCGUAGUUUCAAAGAUCCAGACUUGUGGAAAAUGAAGAUUGGAUCAGUUGCUUUAAAGAAAACAAGGGGCGGAUCCUCGUGGAUAAACAGGCUCACGUGGUUCAGAAAAACCGCCGCCAAAGAACCUAGGUCUGUCAAUGUGGAUAGCAUUAUCAUACAUCCCGAUUAUGAUGAAGAUUUAGAAAAUGGUAAGGGUGACAUUGCAGUGGUUCGACUUUCUGAAGACGUAUCUUUCGGGCCAGAUGUUCAGGAAAUAGUUCUCAACUCAGACUCCACAUAUCCCCCAGAUGGUACAGAGUGUACAGCGCAAGGGUGGGGCUGUACCAGAAGAGGCGGACCACCAAGCAAUCAAGCCCGUACGGUGGAUCUCCCAAUAUAUGAUUCAGAUAGUUGUAGUGAGGGAUUUGAUCUACGAUACAAUUUCUGUGCUGGAUACUUCAAUCGUAACAAAGGAAUAUGCCCUGGCGACAGCGGUGGACCUCUUUUAUGUCGUAGGGACGGAAACCUAAUACAAGUUGGCUUAGCAUCCCUGGCUAACGUAAGAGAUCCUGGAAAUUAUCCCGCCAUUUAUGUCCGCGUGUCUACUUACUUGGAUUGGAUACGGAGUUACACUGGAUAACUUGCGCGAGCUCUUCUUGUCUCCAAAAUUUAAUAUAAAGCAUACGAUUUUUUUUUAUUUAAAAAAAACUUCUUUUCAUGAAGUUAGAGAAUAAACAAGAGGUCCAUGGCCUACACCACUCAGCCAAGUUACUAUGGACCUGUCCUUCUCCACCCCCUAUUUAUA